Messenger RNA from Orycteropus afer afer, 1076 nucleotides. RefSeq names its product beta-1,4-galactosyltransferase 7 (gene B4GALT7). Gene Ontology annotation, biological process: carbohydrate metabolic process; proteoglycan biosynthetic process. Gene Ontology annotation, molecular function: xylosylprotein 4-beta-galactosyltransferase activity. The record is from RefSeq and is a predicted model, not a curated record. NCBI's taxonomy places the organism in Eukaryota, Metazoa, Chordata, Mammalia, Tubulidentata, Orycteropodidae.
GCGGGGCGGCCGGCGGAGGCGCCGCGUAGGCCCGGGAGGCCGGCCGGCCAGGGCUGGGAGCUGAGCCCCAUGCGUCGCCGCCUCCCCGAACGAUGUUCCCCUCUCGGCGGAAAGCGGCGCAGCUGCCCUGGGAGGACGGCAGGUCCAGGUUGUUCCCUGCUGGCCUGCCCCGGAAGUGCUCUGUCUUCCACCUCUUCGUUGCCUGUCUCUUACUGGGCUUCCUCUCCCUGCUCUGGCUGCAGCUCAGCUGCUCAGGUGAUGUGGCCCGGGUAGCCAGGGGACAAGGGCAGGAGACCCCAGGCCCACCUCGGGGCUGCCCUCCAGAGCUGCCUCCUGAGCACUGGGAAGAAGACCCAUCCUGGGGUCCCCACCGCCUGGCAGUGCUGGUCCCUUUCCGUGAGCGCUUCGAGGAGCUCCUGGUUUUUGUACCCCACAUGCACCGCUUCCUGAGCAAGAAAAAAAUCCAGCACCACAUCUAUGUGCUCAACCAGGUGGACCAUUUCAGGUUUAACCGGGCAGCACUCAUCAACGUGGGCUUCUUGGAGAGCAGCAAUAGCACUGACUACAUAGCCAUGCAUGAUGUGGACCUGCUGCCCCUCAAUGAGGAACUGGACUAUGGCUUCCCUGAGGCUGGGCCCUUCCACGUGGCCUCCCCGGAGCUCCACCCACUCUACCACUACAAGACCUACGUGGGCGGCAUCUUGCUGCUCUCCAAGCAGCACUACCAGCUGUGCAACGGCAUGUCCAACCGCUUCUGGGGCUGGGGCCGUGAGGACGACGAGUUCUACCGCCGCAUCAAAGGAGCUGGGCUUCAGCUUUUCCGCCCUUCCGGAAUCACAACUGGGUAUAAGACAUUUCACCACCUGCACGACCCAGCCUGGCGGAAGAGGGACCAGAAGCGCAUUGCGGCUCAAAAACAGGAGCAAUUCAAGGUGGACCGGGAGGGAGGCCUGAGCACAGUGCGGUACCGUGUGGAUUCCCGAACAGCCCUGUCUGUGGGCGGAGCCCCCUGCACGGUCCUCAACAUCAUGCUGGACUGUGAUCAGGCUGCCACCCCUUGGUGCACAUUCGGCUGA